AUGGAGGGUAUUCGCCCCUACAAGAUCCAUGUCCCGGAGAGCUUACUUGAGGAGACCAAAACAAAGCUGAGAUAUGCUCGAAUUGAUGAUGGUAUGAUGAGUGUGGAAUGGAAUGAUCUGGAGGUUGAACACCUGGCUUUCAAAGAAGUUGUUGAAUUCUGGCGUGAUAAGUACGACUGGCGGUCAUUCGAGGCCCACCUGAACACCUUCAAUCACUUCACAACUGAUAUCGCGGUGAAUGGAUUUGAACACUUAGAUAUAUAUUUUCUCCAUCACAGAUCGAGCAAACCAGACGCAAUCCCCCUAAUUUUUGUCCAUGGGUGGCCUGGUCCAUUUCUUGAAGCUCUCAAGAUUAUACCGCUUUUGACAGAGCCCACUGAUGGAAGGCAAGCUUUCCAUGUAGUUGCUCCAUGCCUCCCCGGAUACGGUUUCAGUGAAUACUCCAAAAAGGCUGGUUUUGGGCUUGAACAGCACGCUGAAUGUUUUGCCAGCCUUAUGGAGAAGCUUGGAUACCCGAACUACGUCUGCCAGUUCCUUCGAUUUGCGCGUGGUCAAUAUAGCGAACAGGAGCAAAAGAACCUGGAGCGAACGAAAUGGUUCGCCACUAUGGAGCGUGGCUAUCAGCGUAUCCAGGAGACAAAGCCUGUGACUCUCGGGCAAACUCAAGGCAUGGACGGACAAUUACCCUUGGACACCGGAGGAAAUCAUCCACUGGGCCUUAUCCAUUAUCAGGGAAGCCCAAGCGCGGCUAUGCAGGUUUACAAGGAAGCUGAAGCAGUUCUCAAUGGGGACUCAUCUAGCAUGCUAGCGCGAAACAUCUCACAGCCCGUCGGUGGUUCCUUGUUCCCGAAUGAGCUGUGGCUUUACCCCCAUGACUGGGUGAGUGAGGCAUGCAACAUCAAAUUUUGGCGACAACACGACGUUGCUUGGGAGCAGCCAGAGAUACUUGUCACUGAUGUGGCAGACUUCUUUGGGGAGACUGGCCCUGUCUUUGGAGCAAUUGAAUCGAAUAAUACAAAGCUAAUUUGA
Molecule: messenger RNA, 1029 nt
Organism: Penicillium canescens
Lineage: Eukaryota; Fungi; Ascomycota; Eurotiomycetes; Eurotiales; Aspergillaceae
Product: epoxide hydrolase family protein
Exons: 7
Coding region: 1-1029 (342 amino acids)
Biological process (GO): epoxide metabolic process
Molecular function (GO): epoxide hydrolase activity
Source: RefSeq, a predicted model, not a curated record